ACUUGCCUUGUAUUGUUAAUGCGUGUGGUUGCAGCAAGCGUAGAAUAAUUGAGAUCAUCGAUGCCUUCCACCGAAUCGGCCGCCGGCGAGGCAUGGGACCGCCGGCGUGAGCUGCAGGCCUUCGACGACACCAAGGCGGGCGUCAAGGGCCUCGUUGACGCCAGGGUCACGGUCCUCCCACCCAUCUUCCGCCACUCGCCGGAGUCCCUCGAGGGCAUCACGUCCUCAAACCAUGACGCCGCGGCCAUCCCGACCGUCGACCUAUCGGCCGCACCGCGCGAGCACACGGUCGCCCUGGUGCGGCGCGCGGCCGGGACGGUGGGCUUCUUCCAGGUGGUGAACCACGGCGUGCCGGCCGAGCUCAUGGCCGGCAUGCUGGAGGGGGUGCGCCGGUUCAACGAGGGACCCACCGAGGCGAAGCAGGCCAUCUACAGCAGGGACCAAGCUCGCAAGGUGCGUUUCGCCUCCAACUUCGACCUCUUCUCGUCCGCGGCGGCCAACUGGCGCGACACCCUCUUCUUCCACCUCGCUCCGGACCCGGCACCUUCCCAAGACCUGCCCGAGGCUGUCAGGGACGUGGUAACGGAGUACGGCAAGGCGGUGACCAAGGUGGCGCUGUUCGUGCUGGAGCUGCUGUCGGAGUCCCUGGGCCUGAGCAGCGACCACCUGCGCGACAUGGGCUGCGCGGAGAACCUCAACGCGGUGUGCCAAUACUAUCCGCCGUGCCCGGAGCCGCACCUCACCUGGGGCACCAAGAGGCACACCGACCCGGGGUUCCUCACCGUCCUCCUGCAGGACGGCAUGGGCGGUCUCCAGGUGCUCGUCGAUCGCAAGACCUGGAUGGACGUCCCUCCCGUGCCCGGCGCUUUCAUCAUCAACAUCGGCGACCUUCUCCAGCUUGUCAGCAAUGACCAGUUCAGGAGCGUGGAGCACCGGGUCCUGGCCAACAAGAGCAAAGACACCGCGAGGGUCUCCGUGGCGUCCUUCUUCAACACCGACAUGGAGAGAUCCACGAGGCUGUAUGGCCCCAUCACCGAUGGGCACAACCCGCCGAUCUACAGGAGCGUCACGGCUCGGGACUUCAUUGCGACGUUUAACCGCGUCGGCCUCGAUGGUCGCUCGCUCGACCACUACCGGUUGGAACAGGAUACUCCCACGCCUGCUGUGGAGGCGUGUGAAUGAAGCGGGCAUUUCUGUUUCUUUAAAAUUUAUUUGCAAGUUUAAAUUUAAGCAUUUUCAAAUAAGAGAACGUAGUCUUUUUCUCAACUAAAGUGUUAGAAUGGUGGACAAAAGUCUCUUGCUUCAACCUGAAGCAUGAGCAGCACAAGAAAAGUGAGAGACUAUUGGAAAUAUGCCCUGAAGGCAAUAAUAAAGUUGUUAAAUAUUA
Molecule: messenger RNA, 1387 nt
Organism: Triticum urartu
Lineage: Eukaryota; Viridiplantae; Streptophyta; Magnoliopsida; Poales; Poaceae
Product: DIBOA-glucoside dioxygenase BX6-like
Source: RefSeq, a predicted model, not a curated record